AAGCCUCGCAGCACCCGCCGGCCUCCCCCCGCCCUGCCCCUUCGGCCAGCGCCGCGGCGCCAUGGCCGCCUCCUCGCAGCCGGCGCGCCCCCUUCGGCUGGGCGUGCUCGGGGCGGCCCGCGCCGUGCCGACGGUGAUCGUGAAGCCGAUCAGGCGCAACCCCGACCUGGCAGCCAAGGUGGAGGUGGUGGCCGUCGCCGCGCGCAGCGCCGACAAGGCCGCGGCCUUUGCCGCUGAGUGGGGCAUCCAGAAGUCCUAUGGCAGCUACGCCGAGCUGCUCGCGGAUCCGGACGUGGACCUGGUGUACAACAGCCUGCCGAACGCGCUCCACUGCGAGUGGACUGUCCGGGCCCUCAUGGCUGGAAAGCACGUCUUGUGUGGGAAGCCUCUCAGCAGCAACGCCCGGGAGGCGGUGGUCAUGCAGCGGGCCGCCGAGGAUGCGGGGAAGGUGUGCUUGGAGGCAUUCCACGCCAUCAGCCAUCCCGUGUGCAAACGCGUCCGCGAGUUGAUCGUAGAAGGCAAGAUUGGCACGGUGGAGCGCGUCGAGGUCAACUACCCUGUUGAGCUUUCACAGUACGAUGCGAAAAUCCGGUCCAAGAUGCAUCAGCCAACACCUUUGGCGGAUGAUUACCGCAUGCACAGUGAGAUGGGCGGUGGGGUCACCAUGGAUCUUGGCUGCUACUGCGUCGCCAUGGUCAAGGCUGUCACAGGCGAAGACCCACAAGUGGUCAGUGCAGCUGCGCAACGUUGGCUAGGUGAUUCAGAGGUUGAUGUGGCGAUGUCGUGCGAGAUGCAUUUGCCUUCGGGUGCCACCGCUCACUUCGACUGCUCGUUCGUGGCUGGCAAGUACGCCCAGCCAGUAACUAUGUGCAUCGCAGGCAGCAACGGGAAGCUCAAUGUGGAGGGGUUCUUCUCCGCGCACAAGGCCAACAAGAUCAGACUCGAGCAGUGGGACGAUGUAGGCGUGACCUCUACCGAGUCCGUAGACGACCCAGGGCGUCUGAAUACACAGGACAGCUUCUACUACCAGUUGAUGGCCUUCGUCGACGAGGUCGGAUGCCAGGAUCGCAGACCAAAUCCGGGUAUGCCGUGGGGAUACACAAAGAACAAGAUCAACACUCCAGCGGAGGGCGUGAAGAACAUGGCUAUCUUGGAGGAUGUCUACAGGGCGGCCGGGAUGAAGCCGAGGUGGACGACGAACCCGCCGCCGGCGCCCUACGACGUCAUUGGUAGGUCAAGGCUCUGAGCGCGGUGCUGCUGCUGCCUCCGUGCGAAGUGCGCCUCCAGUGUGGCCAUCGCACAGUCGUCGACACGCGCACGAUGGCUUGGGCCUCGGGCGAUUCGACCGCAGCAGGGCGAGCCCACGUGUUCCAUAGUUUUUGGCGUUAGCAAAAUCAAGGCGGCGCGACAAGGCUAGUUACAGGGUUCUGCCAGCGCGCCUGGGCGUUCCGAUGGUUACCCUCGAGCCCACGCACCGAAUGCCAGGACGAUUUCAAAUCAAAUCCCAGCGGCGCGAGCGUAGCGCUUGCUGUGCCGGCGCACCGUUAUCUGGUUCCAACGCGGCCCAUCGAAAAAGAAUGACAAGUAAGCGAAGGGAA
Messenger RNA from Prorocentrum cordatum, 1598 nucleotides. NCBI's taxonomy places the organism in Eukaryota, Dinophyceae, Prorocentrales, Prorocentraceae. The record is from the annotation of a GenBank genome assembly.